AUGUGCCGUUAUGGAGAAGAGAUAGAAGCGCCACAAUUUGGUGAUACCUAUUACGUUGAAGCCGUGCUAUCGCUUCCCUAUGCAGAGAUCAAAGAACCAGUUGUCGCUUAUUUCGACGGAUCUAAUAAUAGGAGUCGAGUCGACUAUUACGGAGAUUUAGUUCAAACCAUACAAAGAGCCGAUUUAUCGGACGGAGGCGUUAACUAUAAGUUUGCUUAUAUGGUUGACCCCAAAGGAAACGCACAGAAAGUGUGUUUUCGUAUAAAUGGCACUAAAGAAGUUCCCGUUACUUCUCAACCACUUUUACCCGAUUUAACGGCAUUUAAAAAGUCUGGAACUGAAAUCUGUUCCGAUUUGUUUGGUCUCUUACCAGCGAAAGCUGUUUGCACGACUGGCACUAUAGAAGGGGUUUAUUUUGUAAAGAGCGGUCAUUUAGUGAAACUUUCAGAGCAACAGUUGAUAGAUUGCAGUUGGAAUGAAGGCGACAAUGGAUGUGAUGGCGGAGAGGACUUUAGAGCCUAUGAGUAUAUAAUGAAAGCAAACGGAUUGUCAACUGAAGACGAUUACGGCCACUAUCUGGGAGUUGACGGCAAGUGUCACGACAAGAGUGUGAAGAAAACAAUUCAUUUGAAGGGCUUUUAUAACGUGACUUCUGGAGACACGGAAGCGCUGGCAACUGCUCUCUACUACGAGGGACCCGUUACUGUUGCCAUCGAUGCCUCACAUAAAUCGCUCUCAUUUUACUCGAGUGGUGUAUAUUAUGAGCCCAAUUGUGGUAAUAAACCAGAAAAUCUUGAUCAUCAGGUUCUGGCGGUUGGCUUUGGAAGCCUUAAAGGGGAGAAGUAUUGGCUCAUUAAGAACUCGUGGUCUACUUAUUGGGGUAAUGAUGGCUAUGUCCUCAUGAGUCAAAAGGAGAACAACUGUGGCGUCACUACUGAGCCUACCUUUCCUAUCAUUGCUGAUCACUGAAUGCAAUCAACACAAUGUCAUUGAUUUACACAUUUAUU
Molecule: messenger RNA, 1007 nt
Organism: Medioppia subpectinata
Lineage: Eukaryota; Metazoa; Arthropoda; Arachnida; Sarcoptiformes; Oppiidae
Source: the annotation of a GenBank genome assembly